Arctia plantaginis is the source of this 6150-nucleotide messenger RNA. Lineage: Eukaryota; Metazoa; Arthropoda; Insecta; Lepidoptera; Erebidae. The record is from the annotation of a GenBank genome assembly.
AUGUCCGAGGACUUGGACUCGAUCAGCGAGGAAGAACGAAGCUUGUUCCGACCCUUCACAAGAGAGUCACUGGCCGCUAUCGAAGCCCGCAUAGCUGAGGAGCAUGCCAAGCAAAAGGAACUCGAGAAAAAACGAGCGGAAGGCGAGAACGAUUUGGGGCGGACGAAAAAGAAAAAAGAAGUGCGUUACGAUGACGAGGACGAGGACGAAGGUCCUCAACCGGACGCGACCCUGGAGCAGGGCCUGCCGCUGCCGGUGCGAAUGCAGGGCACCUUCCCCGCGGAGGUAUCUUCCAUACCCCUCGAGGACAUCGACCCCUUUUAUCAUAACCAAAGAACCUUCGUAGUGAUAAGCAAGGGUAGAGAUAUCUUCAGAUUUUCGGCCACUAACGCCCUAUGGUUACUAAACCCGUUCAAUCCUAUAAGAAGAGUGGCGAUAUACAUUCUAGUACACCCUUUGUUCUCGUUGUUUAUCAUUACCACAAUUUUAGUCAACUGUAUUCUUAUGAUAAUGCCUACGACACCAACCGUCGAAAGUACUGAAGUUAUCUUUACCGGGAUCUACACGUUUGAAUCAGCGGUGAAAGUAAUGGCCAGGGGUUUCAUACUACAGCCAUUCACAUAUCUUAGAGAUGCAUGGAAUUGGCUUGACUUCGUAGUUAUAGCUUUAGCUUAUGUGACAAUGGGUAUAGAUCUUGGCAACUUGGCUGCCCUCAGAACGUUCAGGGUACUCCGAGCGUUGAAGACUGUGGCUAUCGUACCGGGUUUGAAGACUAUCGUUGGCGCCGUCAUAGAAUCAGUGAAGAAUCUGCGGGAUGUGAUAAUCUUAACUAUGUUUUCACUAUCUGUGUUCGCGCUAAUGGGCCUACAGAUCUACAUGGGAGUGUUGACGCAAAAGUGCAUAAAAGUUUUUCCGGAAGACGGCUCCUGGGGUAACCUCACCGAUGAGAACUGGGAGAGGUUCUGCCAGAAUGAGACCAACUGGUAUGGGGGUGGAGGGGAAUACCCAUUAUGUGGGAAUUCAUCAGGAGCUGGACAAUGCGAACCGGGCUACAUUUGCUUGCAAGGUUACGGCCCGAAUCCAAACUAUGGCUAUACGAGUUUCGACACCUUUGGUUGGGCGUUUUUGUCAGCUUUCCGACUUAUGACUCAAGACUAUUGGGAAAAUCUUUAUCAAUUGGUUCUACGAUCAGCGGGGUCAUGGCACGUGCUGUUCUUUGUGGUUAUCAUCUUCUUGGGAUCGUUCUAUCUCGUGAACUUGAUCUUGGCUAUUGUCGCUAUGUCUUACGAUGAGUUGCAAAAGAAGGCUGAAGAGGAAGAACAGGCAGAAGAAGAAGCUUUGCGGGAAGCGGAGCAGAAAGCAGCAGCUCGAGCUGAUAAGCAGGAGGCGCGGGAGGCGCACGCGCGUGAGCAGGCGGCGGCGGCUGAGGCGGCCGCAUACGCUGAAGCGCAUCCGGCAAAGUCUCCAUCGGACUUCUCGUGUCAAAGCUACGAACUCUUCGUGAACCAGGAGCGAGGCAACCAGGACGACAAUACGCGCGAGCGCAUGUCCCUCCGUAGCGACCCCUUCCAGGACUCGGUGAGCACACAGCCCACGCACAAGCCAACUGAACCUCACGACAACGCACGCCGACCCAGGAAAGUCAGCAUGGCCUCGUUAUCUCUACCUGGUUCGCCGUUCAAUUUACGACGAGGUUCGCGAGGCUCUCAUCAAAUGGCGCUGCGGCCGAAUGGUCGUGCGCGCUACCCACCGGGCGCAGACCGGAAGCCUCUUGUACUCUCGACCUACCUGGAUGCACAAGAACACCUGCCAUAUGCCGAUGACUCGAACGCUGUCACCCCAAUGUCUGAAGAAAACGGUGCUAUAAUUAUUCCUGUUUACUACGCGAAUUUAGGAUCCCGUCACUCGUCAUAUACAUCGCACCAGUCGCGGUUAUCCUACACGUCUCAUGGCGAUCUUCUCGGCGGUGGCAAAGCACAGACGAAGGAGGCGCGGCUGCGCGGGCGUUCUGCCUCAAGAAACCACAGCGUCACUUCUCAACCGCUCGCCUAUCAGUUACCGCGACAAGAUUCGUCGCUAGCCUCCAGGCCUCUUAGAGAAUAUGAGAUGAGCACGACUGAAUGCACAGAUGAAGCUGGCAAAGUGUUAAAACCGUCAAACGACAAUCCAUUCAUAGAAUCUACGCAACAGCCUAAUGUAGUUGAUAUGAGAGAUGUAAUGGUAUUAAAUGAAAUCAUCGAGCAAGCGGGACGACAGAGUCGAGCAAGCGACCAGAACGUGUCAGUGUACUACUUCCCAACAGCGGAAGACGAUGAGGACGGACCGACAUUCAAAGAAAAACUGUUGGAGUACCUCAUGAAAGGAAUAGACUUCUUCUGUGUUUGGGACUGUUGCUGGCUGUGGCUGGAGUUUCAGAAGUAUGUGGCGCUGCUGGUCUUUGAUCCCUUUGUAGAACUGUUCAUCACGCUGUGUAUCGUGGUCAAUACGCUGUUCAUGGCCCUCGACCACCACGACAUGGACAAGGAUAUGGAGAGAGCGCUGAAGAGUGGCAAUUAUUUUUUCACCGCUACUUUUGGUAUUGAAGCUACACUGAAGUUAAUAGCGAUGAGUCCGAAGUUUUACUUUCAAGAAGGAUGGAAUAUUUUUGACUUUAUCAUUGUGGCCUUAUCAUUAUUGGAGUUGGGACUAGAAGGUGUUCAGGGUUUGUCUGUGUUGCGUUCCUUUCGUUUGCUUCGAGUAUUCAAAUUGGCAAAGUCAUGGCCGACACUUAAUUUACUCAUCUCCAUAAUGGGUAGGACAAUGGGUGCCUUGGGCAACUUGACCUUCGUAUUGUGCAUCAUUAUUUUCAUAUUUGCCGUGAUGGGUAUGCAACUAUUCGGGAAAAAUUACGUGGAUUACGUAGACCGAUUCCCGGAUGGCGACCUUCCUCGAUGGAACUUCACUGACUUUAUGCACAGUUUCAUGAUUGUAUUCCGAGUGCUUUGUGGAGAAUGGAUAGAAAGUAUGUGGGACUGUAUGUUGGUCGGUGAUGUCUCAUGUAUACCAUUCUUCCUGGCAACGGUCGUUAUUGGCAAUCUUGUGGUCCUGAACCUCUUCUUGGCCCUGUUACUGUCCAACUUCGGCUCAUCGAGUUUAUCUACACCAACUGCCGACCAGGAUACAAAUAAAAUAGCAGAGGCCUUCAACAGGAUAUCCAGGUUUACUGAUUGGGUCAAACGAAAUGUUGCUGACUUUUUGAAGAUUCUGAAAAACAAACUGACUAAUCAGAUAGCGAUUCACGCUCCCGAGCGAGUUGACAACGAACUGGAACUUGGAACAGACCUGGAGGAUACCGUACUUUAUAAGGACAAGAAAAUCAAAGACCAAGUAGAAGUAGCUAUAGGCGAUGGUAUGGAAUUCACUAUACCAGGUGAUAAUAAAUACAAGAAAGGCAAAAUACUUUUAAAUAAUAUUAAUGCAAUAACAGACAAUCAUAGGGAUAAUCGGUUAGAUUGUGAAUUAAAUCAUCAUGGUUAUCCUAUACAGGAUGAUGAUACAAUUAGUCAAAAGUCGUAUGGUAGUCACAAAAUCAGGUCGUUCAAAGAUGAAAGUCACAAAGGGUCAGCAGAUACAAUAGAUGGCGAAGAGAAAAAAGAUGCUAGUAAAGAAGACUUAGGAUUGGAGGAAGAAAUGAUAGAAGAAGAAGAAGACGGUAAAUUAGAUGGAGACCUUGGCAAAACAGAUAUUAUAGUUGCUGCUGAUGAAGAAGUGGUAGAUGACAGCCCAUCCGACUGCUGUCCUGAGCCAUGCUACGUAAAGUUUCCCUUCCUUGCUGGAGAUGAUGAGUCACCAUUUUGGCAGGGUUGGGGCAUGCUCAGAUUAAAGACCUUCAGACUUAUUGAGAAUACAUAUUUUGAAACGGCUGUGAUAACAAUGAUUUUGCUCAGUAGUUUGGCUUUGGCUUUAGAAGAUGUAAAUUUACCUCAUCGACCGAUUCUUCAAGACAUCUUAUAUUAUAUGGAUCGUAUCUUCACCGUUAUAUUCUUCCUUGAAAUGUUGAUCAAAUGGCUUGCCCUUGGCUUCCAGAAGUACUUCACAAAUGCUUGGUGUUGGCUCGACUUCAUCAUUGUCAUGGUCUCGCUUAUAAACUUCGUAGCGGCGCUUUGUGGCGCCGGUGGCAUUCAGGCGUUCAAAACGAUGCGAACGCUGCGCGCACUGCGCCCACUCAGAGCCAUGAGCCGCAUGCAGGGCAUGAGGGUUGUCGUGAACGCGCUGGUGCAAGCUAUCCCUUCGAUCUUCAACGUGUUGCUUGUAUGCCUGAUCUUCUGGCUUAUUUUCGCCAUCAUGGGAGUGCAACUCUUCGCUGGAAAAUACUUCAAGUGUGUUGACCUAAAUCAUACAACGCUGAGCCAUGAGAUAAUUCCGGACAGAAACGCAUGCAUCUUGGAGAACUAUACUUGGGAAAACUCACCAAUGAAUUUCGACCACGUAGGCAAAGCUUACCUUUGCCUUUUCCAAGUAGCCACAUUCAAAGGCUGGAUACAGAUCAUGAACGAUGCUAUCGACUCGAGAGAGGUGGGCCGACAACCAAUCCGAGAAACCAACAUCUAUAUGUAUUUAUAUUUCGUAUUCUUUAUUAUCUUCGGCUCAUUCUUCACCCUCAACCUAUUCAUCGGUGUGAUUAUCGACAACUUUAACGAGCAAAAAAAGAAAGCUGGUGGUAGCCUUGAAAUGUUUAUGACAGAGGAUCAAAAGAAAUAUUACAAUGCGAUGAAGAAAAUGGGAUCGAAAAAGCCUUUGAAAGCUAUACCAAGACCGAAGUGGCGACCGCAAGCAAUUGUGUUUGAGAUAGUGACAGACAAGAAGUUCGACAUGAUUAUUAUGUUGUUCAUUGGGUUCAAUAUGUUGACGAUGACGCUGGACCACUAUCAACAGUCUGACACGUUCAGUACCGUUCUGGACUAUCUCAACAUGAUAUUUAUCGUGAUAUUCAGUUCUGAGUGCCUACUAAAAAUAUUUGCCUUACGGUAUCAUUAUUUUGUGGAGCCGUGGAAUCUAUUCGAUUUCGUAGUAGUCAUGUUCUCCAUACUUAGUUUGGUUUUGAGUGAUAUUAUAGAAAAAUACUUCGUGUCGCCCACUUUGCUAAGGGUCGUAAGAGUAGCAAAAGUUGGUCGUGUGUUGCGUCUUGUGAAAGGUGCUAAGGGUAUCCGUACUUUAUUGUUCGCAUUGGCCAUGUCACUGCCAGCCUUGUUCAACAUCUGCCUGUUACUCUUCCUCGUCAUGUUUAUCUUUGCCAUUUUCGGGAUGUCAUUCUUCAUGCACGUUAAGGACAAAGGAGGACUAGACGACGUUUACAACUUCAAGACCUUCGUGCAGAGUAUGAUCCUGCUAUUUCAGAUGUCGACAUCUGCCGGGUGGGACGGUGUACUGGACGGUAUUAUAAAUGAGGAAGAGUGCGAUUUGCCAGACAACGAGCGUGGAUACCCCGGCAACUGCGGCUCCGCCACCAUUGGCAUCACAUACUUGCUCUCCUACCUCGUAAUCUCUUUCCUGAUUGUUAUCAACAUGUACAUCGCUGUCAUUCUAGAAAAUUAUUCACAGGCGACAGAGGACGUGCAAGAAGGUCUUACGGACGAUGACUAUGACAUGUAUUAUGAGAUCUGGCAGCGGUUUGACCCAGAUGGGACCCAGUACAUUCGGUACGAACAGCUGUCCGACUUCUUGGAUGUGCUGGAACCCCCGCUGCAGAUCCACAAGCCGAACAAGUACAAAAUCAUAUCGAUGGACAUUCCGAUAUGUCGCGGUGACAUGAUGUUCUGCGUGGACAUACUGGACGCGUUAACGAAGGAUUUCUUUGCGAGAAAAGGAAACCCAAUCGAAGAUCCCGGAGACCUGGAGGUGGGACGGCCGGACGAGGUGGGCUACGAGCCCGUGUCGUCCACGUUGUGGCGCCAGCGCGAGGAGUACUGCGCGCGCCUUAUCCAACACGCCUGGCGCCGCCACCGCCGGGCGCACGAACCCGGCGACGAGGCGGCAGGCGACGACGCGGGCGGCGAAGGGGCCGCCACGGCGGUACUGAUGGACGCGGUGACGCCCAACGGACACCGCGUGGUGCUGUCGCCGGGCGUGCUAUCGCCGGGCUCGGGCGGGGGCGGCGCGGCGCCCGUCUGA